Archocentrus centrarchus (flier cichlid) is the source of this 2655-nucleotide messenger RNA. It is a transcript of the gene rpa1, whose product is annotated as replication protein A1. Gene Ontology annotation, biological process: DNA replication; DNA repair; DNA recombination. Gene Ontology annotation, cellular component: nucleus. The record is from RefSeq and is a predicted model, not a curated record. Gene Ontology annotation, molecular function: DNA binding. The coding region runs from base 38 to 1951 and encodes 637 amino acids. Lineage: Eukaryota; Metazoa; Chordata; Actinopteri; Cichliformes; Cichlidae. The transcript has 18 exons.
UCUCAGGUCAGUUUUUAGUGCCGAACAAGGCACGCUGAUGCACGGCGUUGAAAAACGCAAAACUGAAGUCAGAUCUGCAAACGGAAGCGGAAACCGAGGCGAGCACAUAUGGCACUUGGCGGCUAAAUCACCUUUUUCAGCCAUGACGAAACUCUCCGAGGGCACAAUAGAGGCUCUUUCAAAUGGCAACAGUGUCAGCGACGCAGUGCUUCAGCUGGUGAACAUUCGCAAGCUCGAUGGAGGAAACGGUCCUCCUCGCUUUCGGGUGAUGAUGAGCGAUGGGAAGCACACUCUGUCAUCAUUCAUGCUCUCCACCCAGCUGAACCACAUGGCUGAGGAAAACACACUGACCCCAAACUGCAUCUGCAUUUUGAAGAGACAUGUGACCAAUAUAUUGAAGGAUGGACGACGAGUCGUAAUCAUUUUGGAAAUUGAUGUCAUUAAGGCUGCGAAAGAUGUUGCGGGUAGAAUAGGAGACCCUACUCCUUACGCUGAGGGGCAAAGUAAAGGCCCGCAGUCGGCUCCAGUCCCUGAAAACCGGCCUCCACUGCAGCCACAGAACAGAAAUGAAGCAGUGAACAGAGGUUUAAGCAGAGAAUUUGGGAAGAAGGCUCCAUCUGUUAUGCCAAAUACUCCAGGGGGCAGCUCCAAAGGGGUGCCCAUCGCAAGCCUCAACCCCUACCAGUCCAAGUGGACGAUCCGCGCUCGUGUAACCAACAAGAGCGCCAUUCGUACAUGGAGCAACUCUCGGGGUGAUGGCAAACUGUUCUCCAUGGAACUAGUCGAUGAGAGUGGAGAGAUACGAGUGACUGGCUUUAACCAAGAGGUGGACAAGUUCUACAGUCUUAUUGAGGUCGGCAAGGUCUACUACAUCUCCAGGGGCUCCCUUAAGAUCGCCAACAAGCAGUACACAUCAGUAAAGAACGACUAUGAGAUGACACUCAAUGGCGAGUCCACCGUUAUCCCCUGUGAAGACAGCUGUGAUGUUCCCAUGGUGCAGUGUGACUUUGUUUCUAUUGGUGACUUGGAGAACAGAGACAAAGAUGCUAUCGUUGAUGUAAUUGGAGUGUGCAAGAGUGUGGAUGACAUAACCCGGCUGACAACUAAGUCCAACCGCGAAGUGUCUAAGAGAACACUCGGCCUGAUGGAUAUGUCUGGGAAGGUGGUGACUGUCACACUGUGGGGAGAAGAAGCAGAAAAGUUCGACGGCGCUGGACAGCCUGUUGUUGCCAUUAAGGGGGCAAAGCUUUCAGACUUUGGAGGCCGGUCACUCUCUGCAUCCUUCAGCAGCACACUUAUGAUCAACCCAGACAUCCCUGAGGCAUAUAAGCUCAGAGGCUGGUAUGACAAGGAGGGUCACGCCAUAGAUGGACAGUCUCUGACAGAGGUGAAAGGUGGCAGCGGGGGAGGAAACACCAACUGGAAGUCUCUAGCUGACGUGAAGACUGAGCAUCUGGGACACGGAGACAAGGCAGACUACUUCACCUGUGUAGCCUCUAUUGUGUUUCUGCGCAAGGAAAACUGCCUUUAUCAGGCCUGUCCCAGCCAGGACUGCAACAAAAAAGUGGUUGACCAGCAGAAUGGCAUGUUUCGCUGCGAGAAGUGUGACAAAGAAUUCCCCAACUUUAAGUACCGCCUCAUCCUCUCUGCCAACAUUGCGGAUUAUGGGGACAACCAGUGGGUGACUUGCUUCCAGGAAAGCGCAGAGGCCAUCCUGGGCCAGAACGCAGCUUACCUGGGGCAGCUCAAGGACUCGAAUGAAACUGCCUUCGAUGAGGUCUUCCAGCGAGCCAACUUCAACACUUUUGUCUUCCGCAACAGAGUGAAGCUGGAAACGUAUAAUGAUGAAUCCAGGAUUAAGGCAACAGUGAUGGAUGUGAAGCCUGUUGACCAUAAGGACUAUAGCAGGAAGUUGAUCAUGAACAUAAGGAAACUGGCAGCUAACCACUAGGAAGCUUUGACAGGUGGUUUUGUUUUGUUUGCAAAUUUUUCUUUUUCUGUACAGCCAAAAAAAAAAAAAAGGAAAAAAAAAGCUGUCACUGUUGUGGGUUUUGCUUGCAAAUUAGUUGGACUUCAGUUGCUUAUUUACCUUAAUAUGAUGACUGUGGAGUACUAAUGGAGUGACUGUUCAUAUUUGUCAUGUGAAAUUGUUUUUUGUACCCUUUUCUUUGUCCUUUUUCAUGGAGAUCAAAAAUGAACUUGUUUUGUUUUUUGUUAUUUGUGGAGUCAGAGGAGAGAGAGUGGGUCAGUAAGCCACAAACGAAAUCACCACAGUGUCUGUCUUAAGUAAGCCAGCUGUUCAUGUGUAUACUGUUGUCAUGUGGAGGCGGUGGCUGCUUUUUUUACCAGAAGACCAGCAAAGUAGUUUGCACUCCUUUUCACCCUCCGACGUGCACUCAGAAUGGCAGGGCCGGACCUGCACAUCCCUGAUAAGGCCGCUUACUCUCCCACUCUUUUUGCUCAGUCUCUCGCAUACUUGCAAGCAUAAGCACAUACACACAUGCACAGUGCAGACGUAAUGGGAAAUGUACUACAUUCUAUUUUGUGUUAAGUAGAUAAGUGUUGUGGAUGUUUCCGAUGUCUGUUUCAUGAGUUUUGUAAUUCUGUUGAUUCUUGUGAUGAUUGCCAUGAGAAUAAAGAUUCGUAAUCACAUUA